GUCUCCUGCGCGCGCAGCAUUCUGUGGACCCGGAAGCAGAUCGCGUGGAGGGAGUGUGGCGUGGCUGCGCGAUUGACUGCUAACGACUCAUGUUGGGUGAGGAAGAAGCCUGGAAGCGGGGCAGGAGGAAAGGAAAGGAGUCAGGAAUGGCUCUGGCUCAGGGACGGUUGACAUUCAGGGAUGUGGCCAUAGAAUUCUCUCAGGAGGAAUGGAUGUGCCUGGACCUUGCUCAGAGGACUUUAUACAGGGACGUGAUGUUGGAGAACUAUAGGAACCUGGUCUCCCUGGGUCUGUCUUCUAUAUGUAUGAUAAGUGAAUUGCCACCUAAAGAGAACAGUAAUACAGGAGAAAUAUCCCAAACAGGGAUGUUGGAAAGGCACAAAAGCAAUGACAUGGAAGAUUUUUGGUUUAGGCAAAUCCAGAAAAAUAUACCAAAUUUUCAGUAUCAGUGUCAAGUUGCUGAAAGACAUUACGAAGGAAUCCAUAAUACCCAUGAGGAAAAUCUCAAUGGUAGAAGAGAUCAGCAUGAUAGAAGAAAUGUAGGAAAUACGCUUAUUAAAAAUGAGCUUGGAUUAAACUUUCAGUCACAUCUACCAGAACUGCAGCUAUUUAAGAAUGAAGACAAAAUUUAUGAAUGGAAUCACAUGGAGAACUAUGUCAACAAUUUCUUGGUUUCCCCACUGGACAGAAUUCCUUCUACUAUCAAACCCCACAUAUCUCAUGAAGAUGAGUAUGAUUUUAUGGAUUCAUUAUUUACACAGAAACAGAAAGCACACAUAGAGACAGAACAUUAUAAAUGUAAUGAGUGUGGCAAGACCUUUAAUCAAGGUUUACAUUUCACUGUACAUCAAAUAAUCCAUGCAGAAGAUAAACGAUUUGAAUGUGAUAUAUGUGCCAAGGUCUUUAAUAAAAAAUCAUGCCUUGUGAGUCAUCAGAGAAUACAUACUGAAGAGAUACCUUACAAGUGUAAAGAAUGUGGCAAGGUCUUCAAUAAUAUUUCGCAUCUUGCACAACAUCGGAGAAUGCACACUGGAGAGAAACCUUACAAAUGUAAUGAAUGUGGAAAGGUCUUCAAUGAAGUUUCACACCUUGCCCAACAUCAGAGAAUUCACACUGGAGAGAAACCUUACAAGUGUAAUGAAUGUGGAAAGGCAUUCCAUCAAAUUUCACAGCUUGAAAAACAUCAGACAAUUCAUACUAGAGAGAAGCCUUACAAAUGUAAUGAAUGUGGUAAAGUGUUCAGUCGAAAUUCAUACCUAGUACAACAUCGGACAAUCCACACAGGAGAGAAACCUUACAAAUGUAAUGAAUGUGGGAAGCUGUUCCAUUAUAAGUCAUCCCUAGCAAGUCAUUGGACAAUUCAUACCGGAGAGAAACCUUACAAAUGUAAUGAAUGUGGGAAGGUCUUUAAACAUAUUUCACACCUUGCACAACAUCGGAGAGUUCAUACUGGAGAGAAACCUUACAAAUGUAAUGAAUGUGGCAAGCUGUUCAGUCGAAAUUCACACCUUGUAAAUCAUCAAAGAAUCCAUACUGGAGAGAAACCUUACAAAUGUAAUGAAUGUGGCAAGGUGUUCAGUCAAAAUUCACAGCUUGUAAAUCAUCAAAGAAUCCAUACUGGAGAGAAACCUUACAAAUGUAAUGAAUGUGGCAAAGUCUUCAGUCAAAAUUCAUAUCUUGUAUAUCAUCGCGGAAUUCAUACUGGAGAGAAACCUUACAAAUGUCAUGAAUGUGGGAAGGUCUUUAAUCAUAUUGCACACCUUGCACGACAUCGGAGAAUUCAUACUGGAGAGAAACCUUACAAAUGUAAUGAAUGUGGCAAGGUGUUCAGUUAUAAGUCAUCCCUAGGAAACCAUUGGAGAAUUCAUACUGGAGAGAAACCUUACAAAUGUAAUGAUUGUGGUAAGGUCUUCAGUCGCAAUUCAUACCUUGUGCAACAUCUAAGAAUUCAUACUGGUGAGAAACCUUAUAAAUGUAAUGAGUGUGGCAAGGUGUUCAGUCAAAAUUCACACCUUGUAAAUCAUCAAAGAAUCCAUACUGGAGAGAAACCUUACAAAUGUAAUGAAUGUGGCAAGGUCUUUAAUCAUAUUUCACACCUUGUAAAUCAUCAAAGAAUCCAUACUGGAGAGAAACCUUACAAAUGUAAUGAAUGUGGCAAAGUCUUCAGUCAAAAUUCAUAUCUUGUAUAUCAUCGCAGAAGUCAUACUGGAGAGAAACCUUAUGAAUGUCAUGAGUGUGGAAAGGUCUUCAGUCUAAACUCCUUCUUGGCAAGUCAUCGGAGAGUUCAUACUGGAGAGAAACCUUACAAGUGUAUCAAGUGUAGCAAAACCUUUAGUGUGCGUUCAAGCCUUACUAACCAUCAUAGAAUCCAUACUGGAGAAACCUUUUAAGUGUCAUGAAAUGAGUGUGGCAAGGGUUUCAGUGGGAAUUCAUAUGUUGCACAUCAUCAGAGAUUUCAUCCUGUGGAGAAAUUUUAUUGUGGCAAUGUA
Microcebus murinus (gray mouse lemur) is the source of this 2489-nucleotide messenger RNA. The record is from RefSeq and is a predicted model, not a curated record. Lineage: Eukaryota; Metazoa; Chordata; Mammalia; Primates; Cheirogaleidae.